Eleginops maclovinus (Patagonian blennie) is the source of this 6660-nucleotide messenger RNA. RefSeq names its product junctophilin 3b (gene jph3b). Bases 1133 to 3559 code for a protein of 808 amino acids. Gene Ontology annotation, cellular component: plasma membrane; junctional membrane complex; endoplasmic reticulum membrane. The record is from RefSeq and is a predicted model, not a curated record. Gene Ontology annotation, biological process: regulation of synaptic plasticity. Lineage: Eukaryota; Metazoa; Chordata; Actinopteri; Perciformes; Eleginopidae. The transcript is spliced from 8 exons.
CUGAAUCACCUGCUCACCUUUUCUCUCACCCCAUGCACUUCCUCUUCCCUUCUUCCCCUCUUUCUCUCUCCCUCUACUACUAGUGUGUUUAGAGGCCUAAACCUUAAUCAGCCUCAGUGAUUUUAUUACAGUAAUCUGGGCUGGAAUUGGCUUAACUUCUCUCUCAGACACUGGCGGAUAGAAGGACAAGGACAACGGCAACAGGACAGCUGCAGGGAGGAGCUGAACAGGAAAAGGAGGACGUGGGAAGAAGUGAUACAGAAGAAGAGAGUUUGUGAUCCGAGGAGGAAGGAUGAGAGGACGGAGAAUUUCUGAUUAGAAUUUCAGAUCCAGCCAGCCUCCUGAGAACCAACUGAGACAAGAUACAGAAAAAAAGACAAAGGGACUGGACUCAAAGAAAGAACUGUCUUUUUCUUCAUCACUCAACAUGUCACAGCUCAAGUUUGGGCAUCAGUGUUGAUCAGAUGGUUUGCUUCUUUGCCGGAGAAUUGGAGGAUUGAAGGGCUGCCACCGGGGACUCUACACCCAAGAGAGGUGGGGGCAUCAUCAGGUAGGAGGCAGCAGAACGCGGGGGUCUGAGCAGAAAGCAAGAGAGGAGUAGGAGGAAGAGUUGUGCGUGUGUACCGUUGACUGUGUAGGCAGGCCGAGGGGCCAGCCAGGGCCCAGUCGGUGAUGGAUUUAACUCCUGCUGAGAGAGGAUAAUGGCAGCUUUGGGCCCACUCCCCUCCUCUCUCACCUGCAUUUGCCAUAGACAACCUGAGACGUGCUAGCCGCUGCUGCAACAACUCAGCAAAAGGAUGGUGUGAACAGCGUCACCCUUUCCCACCAAGCCGGGAGACCCCUGACACCCCAGUGAGGGGCCACGUUGUGUUGCUCACCUCUUUCCUCCCUGUUCCUCUUCAAACCAGCUGAAAACAAGGGGUUGCAUUGCUUGAUUUCUGUGGGAGUUGUCUCCCCCUCCCUCCCACUCUCUCCUUCUCCUCCACACCCCUUACUUCACCCACCUCCAAAUUUAGCUACAUGGAUUGCUUUUAGCACCAACCUGUCCGUCUUCUUUCUCCAAACGUUUUCUUUUUCUUUUCUUUUUCUUUUUGUCGAGGCUUCAGGGGAAUUGCCAAGACCUGUUUCAUGCAUGUCCACUGGCGGCAGGUUCAACUUUGACGAUGGGGGGUCAUACUGCGGAGGGUGGGAGGAGGGCAAGGCGCACGGCCACGGGAUCUGCACGGGACCCAAGGGCCAGGGCGAGUACUGCGGUUCCUGGGCCCAUGGCUUUGAACUGCUGGGCGUCUACACUUGGCCCAGCGGUAACACCUACCAGGGCACCUGGGCUCAGGGCAAGAGACAUGGCGUGGGCAUCGAGAAUAAAGGCCGCUGGGUGUACAAGGGCGAGUGGACGCACGGCUUUAAGGGACGCUACGGCUUGCGGGAGAGCACGGGGACCAGCGGGAAGUACGAGGGGACUUGGAACAAUGGACUGCAGGACGGAUAUGGAACAGAGACGUACUCAGAUGGAGGAACAUUUCAAGGCCAAUGGGUCGGAGGAAUGCGGCACGGCUACGGAGUCCGGCAGAGUGUCCCAUAUGGCAUGGCGGCAGUCAUCCGCUCUCCGCUCCGUACCUCCAUAAACUCUCUACGCUCCGGUUCGGAGCACAGCAACGGUACAGCUCUGCUGGACCGGACCGGCGCAGUGGUUCCUGGUACUCAUCCUGGUCCUGGCACUUUGACCACCAGUGUCUCCAUGUGCAGCACAGGCAGCAGCGGCAGCAGCCCCGCUGUGUCUCGGGGAGGUUUUGUGCUGACGGCGCACAGCGAGGCUGAGCUGCUUAAGGGAAAGAGAAAAAGCGGACUGUUCCGGAGGUCCAUCUUGUCCGGGCUCAAGCUGAGGAAGUCUGAGUCCAGGAGUUCUUUGGCCUCCCAGAGGUCUAAACAGAGCUCGUUCAGGAGCGAGGCUGGGAUGAGUACUGUUUCCUCUGCUGCGUCUGAUAUCAACUCUACUAUCAGUCUUGGAGAUGCAGAUGCAGAAUUGGCUGUCGCAGAUGAUGACGUGGACGCCACGGCAACAGAGACCUACUGCGGGGAGUGGAAGAACGACAAGCGUACCGGAUUUGGUGUGAGCCGGCGGUCCGACGGGCUGCAGUACGAGGGGGAGUGGCUUAGCAACAAGCGUCACGGCUACGGCUGCACCACGUUUCCUGAUGGCACGAAAGAGGAAGGGAAGUACAAACAGAACAUUCUAGUGAGCGGCAAAAGGAAGAACCUGAUCCCACUCCGGGCCAGUAAGAUCCGAGAGAAGGUGGACCGAGCCGUGGAGGGAGCACAGAAAGCGACCGAUAUCGCCCGGCAGAAGGCUGAGAUCGCCAUGUCCAGGACGGCUCAUGCGCAGGGUAAAGCGGAGGCCGCAGUCGGAGCCGCCCAGAAAGCCCAGGAGGAGAGUCGCAUGGCGAGGGUCACCGCCAAGCAGUUCUCCCCUUCCUUCCAGCACCCAGGAAACGGCAUGGAGGUGCAGCGUCCCAAACGCCAGGUGUCCAGCGAGAUGGAGGGCGAGGGGUUGUCGAGUAGCGCCGGCACCGCAGACAGCCCCGAUCUCUACGUAAAGAGCGCAGCUUCCGACGACCCCUCUAAUGAUGCUGCUACCCCUGACCUCAGCCCCCCUUCUUCCUCCCCCCCACACACCCCACCUCCUCCUGCCAGGCCAUCCCAGCGGAGCAAAAGUGCCCGCUUCCACCGGCAGAGCGCCGUGGACGACGGGGACAAGGGGAAGGAUGGAGGAGAAAGGGCUGAGAAGGGUGGUGGAGGAGGAGGGCAGACGGAGAUUCAGGUGUUGAUGGAGGGUGGAAGUGGGGGAGGCGAAGGCGUAGGAGGGGGAGGGAAGGGGGAGUACCUAAGGGCCAACAGCUGGGGUGAGGACAAGAGGAGAGGGAUUUUGUCAAAAGCAGGAGGAGGGCUCAGUGGACGAGGAGCAAGCCGGACCAAUGGACACAAACACAGCUCCUCCAAUCACAAGUCCCGGGAGCAUGGAUCAUCCAAUCACAGACAGGCCAGGGGGGACAGGUGGACGGAGUCGUCCUCCUCUGCCUCUUGGACGUCGGGGCACCGGGGCGUGCGCGGUAGGGGGGGGCGGCUGCUGGAGCAGGAUGAGGAGAAAAUUAGCAAUUAUGAGAUGGAGAUGAAGCCUUUACAGCCCAGAGACUCCACUACCCACAAGCCCCAUGGGCACGGGGAGGAGAGGCAGGGGCAUACUCACGGAGAGGGGCGCUCGCACACCGUGCAGAGACAGCGGCAUAAGAACCGGGAAGGGAGGGAAGGAAAAGAGGGUAAGGAAGGGGGCAAAGACUCACAGCACAAGCUGGACAGACCGGGGGAAAAGAUGGAUUCACGGCCUCUACGUCGGGACCUCACCCUCUCCCCCCCUCUGAAGUCCUCACCCAUCACAAGAGAGCAGCAGGACCUCAGCCUCAUGCAGAGCAAAGGCAACUCGGCUUACAGCUCCAUCCUGGUUGUCAUGGUGAUUCUCCUCAACAUCGGAGUGGCUAUUUUGUUUAUCCACUUUUUUAUUUAAGACAACACCGCUUUCGGAGUCAGCCUAUCUAUGCUACGAACAACUAUAAGUUCUUAUGAGUAUUCCGACCAAUCUGCCGCCCCUUCGUGUUUCCAGUGAGACGACUGCAAGCGGCCGAGGGAAGACUUGCUCCAAUCGUCUUUUAAAAAAAUGCUCAAGUGCAAAGCCCAAAGAAGCGAAGGAAAAAUGGGUAAACCAGGCCAGGUAACGGGACUACAGGGAGAUAAAAGUAGUCCAGAAACUGGACUUAAGUGGGCUUUAAUGGUUCAAAUUCAGACUCAAAUGGGCUGAAGUGUUCCAAUCCGAGGCCAUGACAGCUGCAGCUGGCAUUACAGCGAGAUGUCUGCUUCCAAUGUCUGCAGACAGGACUGACCAGACAGACUUUUUCAUCUUCAAAUCAUAGUUUUCAACAGAUUUGUAACUUUAUUUAUUAACAGUUUCUCUCAUGUACAAUAUGUUGAUCGAUAUAUUCUUUAUUUUGUAACCCUCCGCCCCCUCUUUAUAUAACUCCUGCCUUUUGGUUUCUCCGCCUGCCCAGGGCUGUUACCGAUGGUUCAAUCCAGGUGUGUGUGUGGGUGUAUGUAAGACUCUCGAGUGUGUGUGCGGCCGGGAUACAUGGUCAAUGUCUUUCCAUUUCCAUACUCACACAUCCAUUGCUUCUACAAUAUCCCUGUCAUUCAUCAAUUCUUUUGUCCUUCUCCUGUCCUUUUUUACAGUACGGAAGCCCUGAGGGGCAAAUGAUAAAAAAUGUAAUUCUGCGAAUCACUUUCCCAUGUCUUCUUAAUGGUUUUCUCUCUUGUGUUUAUAGAACAGUUGAAUAAAAAAGGUUUUGAUAUUAUAUUCUUUCUUAUUUUGCUCUGUUAAACAUCAAAAGUUUUUCAAGAGCAUUUUUCUACGUGUUUGUUGUUUUUAUACUCAUUUUGGUCAGACGAGACAUAAGUGUACUGCUACCCCAUGCAAUGAAUAGAACAUACAUCUUUUUUUCAUGUAGUUUUAAUAAGUUAUCCCGUCAAAACAUUUCCCCCUAGUUGUUUCACAGUUGAAAAUGAUCUUAAGCAAUACACAAAUGAGAGAAAUGAACUAAACUAAGAAAAUGAACAAGAUUUAUCUGUUCACUAGCAUCUUGGGGCUUCCAUACCAUCUCAUACUGGGUUAAAAUUACUUUUAGUGUGAGUGUCUUCGCAACACUAUCAAGCAGGCAUGUCCUUUUCCGUGUCUGUGUGUGUGUGUGUGUGUGUGUGUGUGUGUGUGUGUGUGUGUGUGUGUGUGUGUGUGUGUGUGUGUGUGUGUGUGUGUGUGUGUGUGUGUGUGUGUGUGUGUGUGUGUGUGUGUGUGUGUGUGUGUGUGUGUGUGUGUGUGUGUGUGUGGGGUCUCGAAGUAGCUCAGUGGCCUUUCAUGCUGUUCAUGAACUUUACAAGAGCAUCUCAUGAAGACACGGCAACAGUUCGUCCACAUCUAGCCUACUAGCAUCAGCCGACAGCUGUGCUCCCUCCGUCUCUCCCUCCCACACUCUCCCACCUCCACACACCAGUCAGAGAAUGGAGCUUCCUCUGAGUUGGUGUUAGUUCAAGACAGAGCGUCCUUGGCGAAGCCCUGCACCUCCUGCACAGCAAGCAGAGGUAUUUAAAAUACAGCCUUUAUAUGUAACACCAGAAAAAAGUUUCAAAGGCAAGACAUAUAAGAGUCUCCCACUGCUUCUCUCAAAGCAUAACCUGAACAAAACCUAUUUUAUACUAUACUUGCAAGAUGUCUGAAAAACUACCAGUCGCCACCUGCCUUGCUUUUGUAGCGCAAAUGAUUAAAGUAAGACAAUGCAUGCAUAUGUGCUGUAAUAUCUUAGUUAUGCGUUGGAUCUGAAAGCAACAAAGCUUCAGAAGCACAUGCACCAUGUUAGGUUUUGAUAGGAGCAGUGUCUGGAGAGAAGCUAGGGUUAAAAAGUGAAGUCAACUUUUCUUUUUUGGAUUGUUAUAUAUUUUUUAUGGGUUAAACUAAACGUCUUUGUGGGGCUAAGUGAUACUGCAAGCUCCCCAAGGGAACUAGCAAGUAUUUUGUAGAAGCAAAUAGUGGCCAGGAUCAAAAUCUAAAUAUAUCGCCCCUUUUACUCAGCCUUUCUUCCAAAGAUCCAAGACGUAAUAGACAGGCAUACAUCCGUCACAAUAGAGUGGUGCAGUGUUGACAUAUUCUUGUAUGAUGACCUUUAAGUUAGGAUCGCAACGGCUCCUUACGCUAAAAGCAAUGGGAUGUUUACGUUAGAUUUAAAAAAGUACUAGAGUUUAGUACUAGUCUUAUUAAACCCCUGGUUAGCAACCACCGUUUUAUGAGACAUAAAAGUGUUGGAUUUUAACCAGUGGGGUAUUAGCUGACGUAUUUUAUGUCGAACAAAACGUGAAAAUCUCUUAAGCUUGUUUUAUCCACAAUCCUUAUUUCAGGCAUCUAACCAUAACAUGUUCAAAAAAACAUUGACUAUGAGACGAGGGAAGCUAUAGUAGUAAAAUGCGGCUUUUGAGAAUGAGUACUUCACCACUCUAUUUGUGAAUUUGUAUAGGCCAGUAGGCUAAAGGUUUUUUUCUGUGUAUGUGUGUGUGUAUCAAAACCAUCUAGCAGACCUUACCAGCCUGUUUGUUUGCAUGUGUGCACAUGAAUGUUCAUCGAAGUGUGUGAACAUGUGUUAUCAUCCUGUUCUUUAAAUGUGAUGGGAUGACUGAGCCCGUUGCCAUCGGUAACAACUUCCAGGGAGCAGGGUGGUUCGCACUUAUUUUUGUGUCCGACGGCAUUUCUUAAACUGGAAGUCAAACUCGGCUUAAGGCUCAUUUCUGUUUUUCCCUACAUUAUUACAAGAAUACAGUCUAAUAAGCCUGCACCCGAGAGGCAGAACAAUGUAUUUUCAUUUCAUUUUGGGUCCAGAUUGAAACAGGUUCAAGAAGCUCUGCUGUAUGCCAUCAGCCAGGUGACAAUGCCCUGUGUCACCCUGUUAGUCCGCAGCAUGCUACAGCAUGCCAAGCUCUCUCUAUAGUUUGACUCUUCUUUCUUUCUUUCUUUCUUUCUUUCUUUCUUUCUUUCUUUCUGUUCCUGAGAAUUACUCUGUUUUGUUUUUGAGUUAU